AUCUAAACCACCUAAAUUGACUUCCGUGGACAAAAAAAACCAGCAAAACUGAAUUUUCAUUGAGAGGAUGAAAGUAGCACGUCAAUUUGAAAGAAAAAAAACAGAGACAUAAAAAUUAAGAACUCACCAAAAAAGAAGAAGUUGAGGAAUUAUAAUCGGCAAAGGAAGAUGGUUUAUUUUCUGUAUUAAAAGAGGAAGAAUCGCAAUUGGGAAGAUGCGAAGGAAGUUUCGUUAGACAGCAGCGGAGGAACCGAAGAGGCGAAGAGUCUAGAAGUCUGGAACAACUGAGGAACUCAUCGGCCUUUUGCUUUCUUUAGUACCCAAAAAUGAACCAUUAAAAAAACUCAUAAAAACUUUCCAAUGCAAAAAGAUCAUUGCAUUAUCUCUCAUUUCUAUUUUUGCCCAUACCUUUUCCUUCAUGGUUUUUGCAUCAUAUAUUAGCAAUACACAGCUGCAAUGGACCAGAAACCAUAAAUGGAUUAUUCUCACACCCUUCUUUAUAUGAUAAUCUGUAAUGCAAAAAAUAUAGUGUAAGAAAAUAAAAAUGCUUAGAUCAAUGUGGAAAGAUGGAGAAUGCAAUAGCCAGAAAAGGAGAAACAGUCCCCGGCUUUCGGCUCUAAAUCUCAACAAGGAAACUCAAGAGAGGAAAAAAAUUGCUUCAGAUGAUGCAAAUGAGAAGAUAGAAUGCAAAGGAAAAAAGCCCGGGCCACCCUCCCGGGCUAAGGGGAGGGCCAAGAGAAAGUUCCCCCAUUUGGCUGCCAAACAAGUUUCUGAGCAUGCUAGAAGCAAAGUGCAGAAGCAUGAACAUCAUCAAUCAACAAGCAAUGGUGCACCAACAAAAUUGCCAGAAAAGCGACUACUCGAGUUAAUUAUAGACAUAUUGCAAAGGAGAGAUGCAUAUGAAAUUUUUGCUGAACCAGUAGACCCACAUGAGGUUGAGGAUUAUAAUGAAAUCAUUAAAGAACCAAUGGACUUUGGGACCAUGAGGGCUAAACUUCAUGAAGGGAUGUAUGAGAAUCUUGAGCAGUUUGAGCAUGAUGCAUUCUUGAUCCCAGAGAAUGCAAUGCACUUCAACCACUCUGGCACCAUUUAUUUCAGACAGGCUCGGUGCAUACAAGACCUAGCUAAGAAAGUAUUCCAUGUCCUAAGAACGGAUCCCGAAAAUUUGGAGAUGGAGUUCGCAGGGACAAGACGAAGAUCUAUGAGGAAAAUGCAAAAUGAAAGCAAAGAGUCAAAACCUCAGAAAGAUGUGAAGGCCGACGAUUCUUCAAGCAAUACACUUUUCUGCUUUGGCGCUCCAUCAGCCCUCGCGGGGUGCCAUAAAAGAAGUCCACUGUUCCCUCAGGCUAAUAACAACGAUCGCGCCAACUUUCAUGGUGCUGGGGAUGAAGAUAGUCGCCGCUCUACCUACAAAACUUGGAAUUCCUCCCUUGGAAAUGACUGCAAAAAAACUGCAAUUCUUUCAAGCGAGCUGAACAUGAACUACAGAGAGAGCCUGAUGAAAUUCGUCCAAGAUUUAGGGCCGACCGCAAUGAGAGUUGCAGGCAGGAAACUACAAGCCCUCAAUCCGAAUGCGAAUAUCUCCAAUAUUCAGUCUCCUUCUUAUCAAGUUCCCACAGCAUAUGCCACAUUCAAAAUGCCAUCCUUUUCUUCAGAACCCAGCACAGCUGCCACUGCAUCUAAUCCCCAAACAGGCCUUAGUUCAGAAGGAGCAGAAAUGGCAGCCAACGUGCUGAAAGAUCCAAAGCAGCCAGUGGGAACAAUUUUGCAGUACAAAAGGAACAACCGAAAAGCAUCUGAAGCAGAAAAUAGUAAAAAGCAGGUGGAGUCCCACUCUCCCAUUGUUAAACCUAGUGCAGAUUUGAACUCUUCGCCAUUCAAGAAGACAAGCAGCAACAAAGGUUCUGAUGAUGAGCAGCAGGCUGGAGGGUGUUCAGUGAUAGUUGACACAAGAAAGCCAGAAGAAUGGAGUACCCGACCAAUUGUGUUAGCCCUCGAACAGUCAGUCCAUCCUAAUCCACCAACCGAACUGAAGACGAGAAACAAGAGAAACAAAGCAAAACCACCGCGCAAUAAGUCCAUACCCACAUCUUCAGGCAUGCCCAACAGCUUGGAGAAAGCAAUGGCAAGCUCACAGCCUCUGCAUUUGCCUCCAAGACCAUUGGCUCCAAGGUUUGCAUUUGAUAUGCCAUUCUUGAGAUCACAGCUAAGCCAGAUGAAUCCGGCUACACAGGCAUGGGGCACCAGAGUUGCAGCGGGAGACGGAAAGGAUAUGGCGUGCAGGCGCAGACACGGCGGGAUCUCGAGGUCGUCCACAUUCAAUGAGGAUCUUCUCCGUCCGUCCCUGGAGGAUGAUGACGGCGACUCUUUCUCCUCCUCGGCGUCUCAGUCUUUGGCCGCCCAGGCUAUUAGAGCCUCCGCUGCUCACCGUGAAUCCUCCGCCAACGCUCAGCCUUCCUUCCGAGAUCGAUCUAAGGUGCUACAGAAUCGGGGCGGUCCUACAUAUGAUUAUACGUCCAUGACGAGUACAAAUGAAGGGGGCGGUUUUUGGGGUGUUCUGGCUAGGAAAGCUAAAGCAAUUCUCGAGGAUGAUACCAUGUCCCAACAGUUUGAAGCCCGGAGCAUCAAUUCCCCAAGAGCCAGCCAGACUUCCCAGUACCAUCAGUCAGUUCAACACACUUAUGGUUCUAGAAAAACAGACAGUCCUUCACUCCAUAAGGGCUGGGAUGCACUUACAUCUUCGCUCAACCAAAGUGGUGGUGCCAUUGGAACUGCAUUUCAGGAAGGGCGAACUACAAUUGAGAACAAGUCUGCAGGCAUCGUUCAAGAAACACGAAAACUGCAGAUCAGGAAAAAGGGGUCCAAUAAUGUUGAUGAAGAAAAUCAGGAGUCUGGUGUAUCUAGCCCGUGGAACCAACUCUCACCACAACCACCUCAGCUGCAGAUGCAUACUAGUCCAGAAGAUCAACUCAAGGCAUCUCGCGACGUGGCAAUGGCAACAGCUGCCAAAGCUAAACUUCUCUUGCGAGAACUAAAAACUGUUAAAGCAGACUUAACAUUCGCAAAACAGCGAUGCUCUCAGCUAGAAGACGAAAAUAGGAUGCUUCGAGAUGCUCGUGAAAAGGGAGGCAACCCCGCUGAUGAUGACAUGAUAAGACAUCAACUCGAAACCUUACUAGCUGAGAAGGCCAGAUUAGCAAACGAGAAUGCUGUUUAUGCACGGGAGAAUCGGUUCUUGAGAGAAAUUGUGGAAUACCACCAACUGACAAUGCAGGACGUGGUGUAUUGGGAUGACGAGGGCGACAUUGAAGAAGUUGCAGAUGUUUACCCUCACAAUCCUCCUGGUGGGGGAGUCUCAAGGGCAUUCUCGUCCACCCCGCCAUCCCCUUCGUCCCCUCGCUCACUCCCUGACACAACCUCCUCUCUCGCCAAGUCUCCCGUGAUGAUGAGGAGAAGCUCUUCUGUCACCAAGUUUCCUCUUCCCCUCUCGCCGCAAAGAACGACAGACGUUGUUCCCCAGCUCGAAGCACCACCAUCUCUCAAAACAGAAGGUUCCAGGAGACACUAACUUCAUCCCUUUCCCCUUUUUAAUUAAUUCCCUUCCAUAAACACUCACUUUAAUACUUCAUAUACCACACAUCUUUACUGUAUUUUCCCAUAUGAAGGUUUUCUUUUAUUUAAAAAAAAACCCAAAAAUGUGGGGGUUGAAGAUUAAUUAUUUUUCCUGUAUAUGUAAGUUUCUCAUGUUAGUUUUUCGGGAUUUUUGGUACUCAAAUAAGAGCAGGAUUCCCUC
Messenger RNA from Cuscuta campestris, 3793 nucleotides. The record is from the annotation of a GenBank genome assembly. Lineage: Eukaryota; Viridiplantae; Streptophyta; Magnoliopsida; Solanales; Convolvulaceae.